AUGAUGAAACUGGCGCAUGUGACGCAGACCAAUAACGACGUUGACGAUGAGAAAGCUAGCAGUAGCUACAAAAAGAACGAAGACGAUCAAAGCGAGGACAACGACAACAACAUGGACCACGAUGAUAAUAACGCUGAGAUCGACGUGCACGAAAUCAUACACGGAGUCGCGCUAAUACACUGUGCUGCGAUCGGGGGAUCUUUGAAGAUAUUGAGGAUACUAGAGGAGUCUGGCGCCAACAUCAACGCACUCGACGCCUUGCAGAGAACACCGCUGCACUGGGCAGCGUUCCGCGGGAACCAGGCUGUUGUUGAGUACCUAUGGGAAAGGUCAGACACGGAGCUGCGAGACAGUGACGGCAGGACGGCGUUACAUCUAGCAAAGCUGUCAGGCCAUGUCCAGACAGCUAAUUGGCUCAUCAGUAGAGGAGGUAACAUUUAG
Colletotrichum gloeosporioides is the source of this 441-nucleotide messenger RNA. Its product is annotated as Ankyrin repeat domain-containing protein 46. The record is from RefSeq and is a predicted model, not a curated record. Bases 1 to 441 code for a protein of 146 amino acids. The transcript is spliced from 3 exons. Gene Ontology annotation, molecular function: protein binding. Lineage: Eukaryota; Fungi; Ascomycota; Sordariomycetes; Glomerellales; Glomerellaceae.